Messenger RNA from Girardinichthys multiradiatus, 3880 nucleotides. It is a transcript of the gene cfap61, whose product is annotated as cilia and flagella associated protein 61. The coding region runs from base 174 to 3296 and encodes 1040 amino acids. NCBI's taxonomy places the organism in Eukaryota, Metazoa, Chordata, Actinopteri, Cyprinodontiformes, Goodeidae. The record is from RefSeq and is a predicted model, not a curated record. The transcript is spliced from 23 exons.
UGAGCGAAACGAGCCGUUUAUGGAGUUAAGGUCAAGAAGUUUUGGGGAAAACGACAAACGGAGGUUUAAUACGAACAACCUCUGAGAGGAGAAAGGAAGAGUUUAAGGAAACAUUUAGUGUUUGAGCUUUUUAACGUUUCCAUCCAAUAAUACUCCCAGCUAAGGAUGAGAAGAUGAGGUCGGCCAACAGUCAGCAGGAAGAUCUGAUUGUGACAAGGAGUCAGUCAUCGGAUGCUCAGUGGAUCAAUAACCUGAUCGGAUCCGAAGCUCAGGCUGUGUUUGGGAGGAUCAAUGUUAUCAAUCUGCUAGAGAAGGCCAACCUGGCUGUGACUGUGUCCAACACGAAGGAAGACGUCCUGGCUCACGCCUCGUUCUUUGACCAUCCUGCUGUAGAUGUAGUGGAGCGAGAUAACUGGGAAGCAUUCCUGCACACACACUUCAGUGCUAAUAAAUGCACACCGGUGAACACACUCUUCCUGCAUCUGUUUGUGUCUGAGCCCGGAGUGGCUGCAGCCAGCCUGGACGAGAUAAUAAGGACCGUCUUCAGGAUCACAGUUGAACUUGAACAAAUCCUCCUGCUCUGCCCAAACGCCUGUGCUUUAGAACCGGCUCUGGAGGAGAUCUUUGAGCCUCUGCAGUGUGUGACCGACACCAGACCUCCGUGUUCAGCUUUUAUCUGCAGCAGAGAGGAUCAUUGUGAGCGGCUGCAUGUGCGCAGAGCCAGUGUUGCAGAUUAUGAUGACAUUAUGUUGAUCGUCCAACAGCAGAAUCUGAAGACAUCUGUCUCCCUGCAGCCAUACGGCCUGAUAGAAAUUAUAGAGAACCCAAGUUAUCACGCAGCCGUUUUUGAGGAUGAUGGACGCAUCGUUGGUUUCAUCGCUGUGACGUUUGAUCUUCAUGUGGAGGAUCUUGAGGAAAACUUUGACCUAAGUGAGUUUGAUGGUUUCUACAAAGAGCAACAGCUGAAGGGAGAAGUUCCAGGUGGAGAAGAAGAACGGGAAGUAACCCAGGAACAGCACCUGCCGACUCAUCAGACUUCGAUGAGAUCAAACUGUUUCUGCACUGAACACUUUGUAGCUGAGAAGGAUUAUCAAACGAGAUCAACUGACUGUAUCCCAUAUCUGUUCCAGCUUUUCCCUGACCUGGAAUACUGUAUAAACAUCCUUCCAUCUGCAAGUCCAGAACUUCCCUGGUUGCAGAACUUUGUCCUUGUGCCACUCCGUCCCAGCAGCUUGCUACUCACCAGUCUGUACAUCCUCCACAGGUCCAUAGGAAGGAGUGUGGAGGUGAGGCAAUCUGUUCCUGCAGACCGACAGGCUGUUUCUGAUCUGCUGAAGAGUUUGAAUCUUACUGGUUUGGUUCUGGAGGACCUGGACUCUUUCUACAGGACCCGCAGUGACCCGGAUGCAGUCCCUCUGCAGGCCUUUGUUGCUCAGGUGGACGGUCAGGUGGUGGGGAUAAUGAUCAUCAGAGACGAGCAGGACAUUGAGUUCCUUCGUGCACACUACAACAUUGACAGCUUCAUCUGUCUCAGCCGUCAUGGCUACGAGGAGCACGCUCACAUUCGCCACUUCGUCCUAAAACCUUGCUUCUAUCAUGUCACCAAACACUGGUUUAAGGAGGUUCUGCGGCUGGCGCACAAGUCCUGCCUGUACCACCGGAUCUACCCGCCUCUGCUCAGAGAGCAGACCUCCUGCGUGCACCCUCUGGAGUUCAUCCUGAACUGUUCGGUCCCGGUCCGGCCUCGGCAGCAGAUCAUCUACCCGCUGGAGGAGCUUGGCAUCAACGCCCCGUCCCAGCGAAUCACAAAGGACCAGGCACCGUUUGCUCUCAGCCUCAUCAGUAGGAGGUUAACCAUGGAACCAAAGGUCAGGAGUAAUGCCAGCAUCGUGGUGGUGGGGGCUUCAGACACAGGCCUGUCGCUCCUGGAGGUGCUGUGUUUCUGCCCUCACCUGAGGCUCAACAACCUCACCCUCAUUUCAACGCACGGUUUCCCUGGAAACUACGACCAUCAGCAAGUUGGAUUCCUGUCCACAAGCCAUGCCUUCACCAGCAGAGGCCUGGCCCAGACCCACCUGAUCUCCUGCAUCCGUGUGCUGAAAGGAAAGAUUGUGAGGAUUAACAGGAAGUCCAAAUACGUCCUGGUGUCUGAUGGAAAGAAGGUCCCAUACGACUACCUGAUCCUCUGCACAGGCCUUCAGUAUCAAGUACCUUGUCCCACCGGUGUGGAUGUUACCCAGCCAGUCAAUAACAGUGACCUGGCUUCUGAUGUCUCUGAGCGAAAAUACAUGGGACCCGUCCCCUCCAACCUCUUCACCAUCAACGACCUCCAUGAUGGCUUGGCUGCCCGCCGAUGGCUCUGUGACAACUUCAUGAAUCUGCAGGACAACGCCAUGGUUUAUGGAAACGGCCUGGAUGUCUACAUCACCGUACAGACUCUCCUCAGUCUCGGUAUCCGUGGAUCCCGCAUCCAUCUGAUCCUCCCUCCCUCAGAGCACGCCGUGUCCUGCUUCCCAGACCCCGCAGUGGAGAAAGCUGUGGAGGCAGCCAUGAGGAACGCUGAGGUUCAGGUCCACCAGAACUGCCUUCUGGCUCAGAUAAAUGAUGGAGAGCAGCCUGACCCGAUCACCUCCGUAUCUUUCACCAGUGACUCCGAGCCUCUCCAUCUACACUGUGGAGUGUUCAUCAACCUUUCCAAUGAAGAAGUGGACUACGACAUCUUCCACAGCAUCAGAAGGUGCUUCCUGCCGUUUGAUGGCAGACUCGUAAUAAACACCCAAUUCCUCACCAGCGACGCCUCCAUUUUCGCUGCCGGGCCCCUCACCAAGUUCUCCUGCAGAUACUCAUCAGACGAAUGGACGCAUGCUAACUUCAACUCCAAGGAGGUGGGCCAGGAGUUGGCGGCCGUGCUGCUGUCCUUCCUUGAUCUGACCCAGGAGGCGUCGAAGAAUCCUCCAUCUGAUCUUCUUACCCCAGUUUACAGACAACCCAAGAUCCAAGGAGGGAUGCUUCCUGGUGGACAUAACUACCUGCAUGUGACCAAAGCGUCUCCCACCAUCCUGACGGGUCUGCGUGUCCAACCUGAUGGAGGGAUUGUGACAGGACGAGUCGAGACUGGGAACUACUUCUCUCUCCAUCUGAGCCAUCUGGAGAUGGUGGAGACCCUAACCUGUCUGUCCCUGAAGCCCCUCCCCGUCUCCAAUUAUCUGAAUCUUUUUGGGAAGCACCAGGAGCUGCUGGGCCAGCUGCUGGGCCGCUACCACCAGGGUCUGGUCCAGGACCUGUACAGCAGGUGACCUGCUUCUGAGACUUCAGCACAAAUGACCUCCAGACACGCUCGCCUAUUGUCCCCCGCCUCCUAAUCUGUUGAUGCAGCUCCUCAAUCUGUCUGUGGCACCACUUCAGGACGGGACAAAGCCACGUCUCGGUCGCUCAGCUGACUCCUGAAGUCACUGAGGAGACCGUUACAGCUGAUCAGGGACAGAGGAGGCUGUUGGUGCUUGGCUUAUCAUGAUACUAGACCUACUAACUCCAUACUGAGACAAUACUGGUAUCAAUACUGCAGAUAAUUCAGGGUUCCUUCCAACAGAGAACAAUAACAGCAAGAAAAUAUUUUUAUUGUUUUAAUUAGGACAAACCAAGAAGAAGGAUCUUCUGCUCUUAUUUGGAAAAACUAACCCUAAAAACAACAGACAAGACGACCCUCAGAAUGUGAGUUUUAGUUGCAGUUCCUCUGCAUUCAGAGAGAAAGCCUCACGGCCCAACUUCAAACUCCUGUCCUACAGCCCAGCCCGUCCACCUUCCUAACUACGACUGUUGGGUCUGGUUCUGACCUCACCUUAACAAGAACUGUGGUUGACAGGAAUGAAACCUGGUUCUA